This is a messenger RNA of Eleginops maclovinus (Patagonian blennie), 4916 nucleotides long. RefSeq names its product homeobox C4a (gene hoxc4a). Gene Ontology annotation, biological process: anterior/posterior pattern specification; positive regulation of transcription by RNA polymerase II; embryonic skeletal system morphogenesis. Gene Ontology annotation, cellular component: nucleus; nucleoplasm. Gene Ontology annotation, molecular function: DNA-binding transcription factor activity, RNA polymerase II-specific; RNA polymerase II cis-regulatory region sequence-specific DNA binding. The record is from RefSeq and is a predicted model, not a curated record. Bases 2743 to 3540 code for a protein of 265 amino acids. NCBI's taxonomy places the organism in Eukaryota, Metazoa, Chordata, Actinopteri, Perciformes, Eleginopidae. The transcript has 2 exons.
AUACCACGCCAUGGAUGCUUCUGCUUCUGCUCCUCUUCACGUCUCUUCUGGUCUUCUUUCCACUGCUAUUGAAAACACAAGCAUCAGUGAUAUACACAUACCGCCUAUAUCCAGGCACUAGCAGUGCAAUAACAUUGUCACAAAGUGUAUUCAUAGUCCAGACAGCCGUAGAUUGCGUAGGUAGGCCACAGAGAGCAAACCCAUGUGUGCACUGUGUGGCUACUACUACUGUCUCAGACCCUGUAAAACACUAGGAACCAGGGGUCGUUUAAAAGUGACUGAUUUAUGGCUUUUAUUGCUCUAUAAAACGCCUCUAACAUCCUCGCUAGGGGUAAUAGAAAUGUCGUGCGCAUUCUGUACAAACAGGACAGCCAGAAAUGUCAUUUCACGUCUCGUUUUUAACCAUAUUAUGUAGUUAUUGCUGUGAAAAUAAAUACAUCGGUUAACUGGCAAUGUACUGCUUUUGACCUAUGAUUAAGUGUGCUAGACUACUUUUACUCAGGUUUAAUGUUUUUUCAAGUGGGAGCCUAUGGGUUUCUUUAUUAUUAUUAUUAUUAUUAUUAUUAUUAUUAUUAUUGUUAUUAUUGUUAUUAUUAUUAUUAUUGUUAUUAUUAUUAUCUUUUCCUUGUUAUUUUGGCUGCUGAUUAGCAUACAACCACAAUAAUACUUUAAAAAAAGCAUGAGAAAGAUAUUAUAAUCUAAAUGUUGUUAAGAGGCAGCUAAUCUAUUGAAGGGGGUUAACCUUCCACUCUUCAACCACAGCUGACUGAGAUAAGAAUGGGAAGCAUACAGCACAUGACAAGUUUACACAGCCAGGCAGGAUCAGUUUACAUUUUAACAGCAGACCGCCAGUAAUGUGGUCAGGGCUUCAGCCAGGAAUAGCAUGAAACAUUUGAAGGCAGCAACACUCAAAUAUAAUGCCAAUUUUCUUUAAAAAUAUCUUUCUUUUUACAAAGUUGAAAAAAGUUGGACUAUAGUUUAAAAAAAAACUAUAUAAACAUGUAAGUAAACAAAUCAGUUGCAUGUAUUUCUGUAAACAUGACUUUUUCAAACAGUUCCUUUCAGUCUUUUCUUUCAGAUAAUAUGAGUUGUAGCAGGUCCACACACAGUCAGCUGAUUUACAAUGUAGUCACAUAUUUUUAUUGUGGGCCAUAAAAAAGGUCAAACAUGUCUUGCUAGUAAAAGGUAAUGACAUUCCAAUGUUAUUAUAACAGAAGGCCAUGAGAAGAUCAAAUAAUACAGUCAAGAGCAGCAUUUUUGUUAGAAAACGCCUUAGUGGUAGAAUUUGAAUGAUUUUAAUGGUGUUUUUUCAAAUGUAUGCAGGACUUGCUGCAUGUUGUGAGCUCUUUAGUUUAAAGUGAGGGAGUUCAACUGCUUUAACCGUUCUGAAGCGUCCACAUUUAACUUCUCUGUGUCACAAUAAGACUCCCUUGCAGAUAAAUAUGUUUGAGACUCUCUGUAAUGAUAUUGGGUCUGUGACACCCUGUGUUCCCCUGAUGGCUGGUCUGUGACAUCAUGAUGGUGCUCUGAACAGUUGUCAGGUUUUAGACACUGCAGUGGUGUGAUUUCACGGCAUAUAGUUUGGCCUGUUGGCUGAUGUUAUACUUGUAGUGUGAGCUUUUCUAUCUUGUUUUGUUGGUGUCAUCACAAUGAUCAUAAUGAUAUUUGAAUGUAAUUAUUCAAAGCUUUUGUUUAAUAAUUGUUGUAUCUUCCAGAAUGACAAUAUUAUUAAAUGUUAAAAGGACCAACAUGGAAUUUCUUAAUUUUUAUCACCUUAUGUGCUUUUUUGUAGAGGACCCAACACCUUUGGUUGAAGCUGAUUUAUACUGAAAGUGCAUGCCUGACACUUUCAAUCAGGCACAUUUUUUUAUUAUUUUUUUGUUAUUUUCAAAAAAUUCCAAUUAAAAGUUGAAGGCUGAGACUUUUAAUUGAUAGCCUGGGAAGAAGAUGGACAUCAUUUCGAAAUAGACAAAUCUCUCAUCAUUGAACGAAGGCUUUUGUUUAAGCAGCCUGACUCUUCCUGUCCACCUUUCUGCAACAUUAUUAAUUACCAGCCCUACUUUCACAAACCAACCACACCUCCAGAGCAUCUCAACACUUCAGUCCUUUCUGACAUUUAGAUUCACUAUUCGAUAUCAUUGCUGAAAUGCUGCAUGAAUAUAAUCUCACAAAACUGAUGCAGCUGUAUUGCCUAAGUGUAUUAAUGGACCAUAAUGUGUUUCACAGCUGAAGAGCUGUUGGUAAAGCAUGUGCCUUCAUUAAUUAGCAGAUAACCUUUAUAUAAGGAGGAGGCUAACAACAUGAUUGGUUUGCUAUUGUUGUGCCUUAUCCUUGGCGAAUCACCCAUUCUACCUUUGAAUAAUUGAGACAAGUAGAUUUUGCCUAUUUUAUUUUUUCCUUGGUCAGCAACUAGCGACUAGUUUUGUCCCCAAGAUCAAUUGCCUUGGUAAGACAACCAGAGAGAGGGAGAUAAAGGAGAGAGAGAGAGAGAGAGAGAGAGAGAGAGAGAGAGAGAGAGAGAGAGAGAGAGAGAGAGAGAGAGAGAGAGAUUUGUUCCCACAAUGGCGACUGUAGGUAUGCUAAAUACCUCUGGUUCCUUAUCCGGGAACUACCUCUUACUCUGCUAUUGGGCCAUUGGGUCACGUGGUAAAAGUAACUUUACAGGGCUGCUCGCAAGUAGGAGGGCUUUAUGGAGCAGAAAAACGACAAAGCUAGAAAAAUUAUUUUCCACUCUAGAAAUUAAUGAUCAUGAGCUCGUAUUUGAUGGAGUCUAACUACAUUGAUCCGAAAUUUCCUCCAUGCGAGGAAUAUUCGCAAAAUAACUACAUCCCUGAGCAUAGUCCAGAAUAUUACAGCCGCGCAAGGGAGACUGGCUUCCAGCAUCACCAUCAGGAGUUAUAUCCUCCCCGGGCGAGCUACCAGGACCGCCAGUUUAACUGUGCAAGCAUCCCUGAACCUGACACGCCAAGGGGACAUGGAGUACCCCAUUCUGCGCACCUGGUGGUAGGGAAAGGGCAACCUGCUUCCUGUGAAACCCCACAGUUGUCCAUGUCCCCCGCCACCCCACCGGCCGCAACCUCCGCCUGCAACCAAGCUACCCCGGAGCAUCCAAACAGCACAGCCUCCUCCAAGCAGCCCGUGGUGUACCCAUGGAUGAAGAAAAUUCACGUCAGCACUGUGAACUCGGGUUACAAUGGGACGGAGCCCAAGCGGUCUAGGACAGCUUACACCCGGCAGCAAGUCUUAGAAUUGGAGAAGGAAUUCCACUAUAACCGAUAUUUAACUCGGCGGAGGCGCAUCGAGAUCGCCCACACCCUGGUUCUCUCCGAGCGACAGAUUAAAAUCUGGUUUCAAAACCGCCGGAUGAAAUGGAAAAAGGACCACAGGCUCCCCAACACCAAAGUGAGAUCCUCUUCCUCCUCCUCCGGGUCCAACACAAGCUCAGCAGCCGGCGCUGUUGCCGCUACCGCGGCCACUAACACUGGGGCCCCCGACGAACUCUCCGGAGCACAGCAAGGCGAGGAUAUUACCAGGUUAUAAAACCAAGAAGAUCGGGGGUAGAAAAAGAACUGGUUAUUUAUAGAACAAUUAUAUAUUUUGUUUUCGUAGCUAUCUUGUACGGUUUCCUUUAAGUCCACAGUUAUAUAAAAUGCAUGUUAUAUAGCAUGGAUUACUGCGAAUACCGAUGAAUUAUUUUUACGUGACACAGGGUUUAAUUUAUUUGAAGCUGAAUUAAAAUGAUGUUUUUUAUUAAAAAAUGUUUUGAAUGAAGGAAGAAAAAGUAGAAAAAAAUAUACAUUUUAUCAAAAUGUUAUUGUGGGCCAUUCUUUUGCCCUGCUGCCCAAUGUGAAAUGCACAAUCUAUUUAUUUCAAACAACACUGGAAGGAAAUCAAUAUAAUAAUAGUUAUUUUUGGUAUAAAAAAGCUGGAACACACCAUUGAUCUUGAACUUGAAUGUUUUGGAUAAAAACAAUGUGUGAAUUACCUCGUGUAUUUCAGAAACAAUAUUUUGAUUUACAUUAGUUUUGUGGUGUUGAUGUUGUGUUUAUUAGACCGUUAAAAAGCAGAUUAUUGUGAAAUGCAAUAAACGGAGUGUAGUGUACUUGUGCUAAUCAUAUUGGUCAAUAAAACAGUGAGUGUCUACUAGUUUUAAAUACGUUUGGUCGAACUUCAUUUUAGGCAAGAUGAGGUCUGCUAUAGUUUUUGAUUUUUUUUUUUUUUACGGGAUCACCCCAAAAAAUUUACAGAUGUGUGAAUACUUGAACAUUUCAUGAGGGAAACAAGAAUCACUGUGUUUUCAAACUGUGUUUGUAAAUCCUGCAGCUCAUUCUUGCAUCUAUGAAAUAGCAAUGUGUGUGUGUGUGUGUGUGUGUGUGUGUGUGUGUGUGUGUGUGUGUGUGUGUGUGUGUGUGUGUGUGUGUGCACGUGUAUUUUAAAGCCUCAUUUAUAAUGGACUGAAGUUAUUUCUAAAAAGUGAAAUAGUUUUCGCUGUGCAUUAUGUGCAACCUCAUCAGUCUGAAGGGCAUUCAAUUAGCUCUAUGGAGAAGCACUGAGGCCCUCUGCACUGCCUCUGCCAGUGCUCCCCACAUCCUGACUUGAACACAAAGCUGCAUGCGUUUAAUUUAGAGGACAUUUGUAAAAGAUUAUUGUUGUGAAAAUAUUCUUAUUCAUUUUGUUACAUGAGUAGCUUCCCUGCUUUUCUAUAGUUCACUGCUCCAUGCGGCUGAGUUUUCAAAUGUAAAGAAAUAAAAAAGAAAUAAAGUUGUGCAGAUAGACUCAAUGUAAUGCGUCAUGUUGUGUUGGGAGUAAACUGGCUGACCUUUGUUAUCAGCCUCUGUAGCAGUGCCUUGGCCAAAAGAAAGGAAUGCUGAUGUUUAUUUGUAUGUUCACUCUUUGGCUUGUGCUUGUGUAAACAC